Eriocheir sinensis (Chinese mitten crab) is the source of this 896-nucleotide messenger RNA. RefSeq names its product chaperone protein DnaJ-like. The record is from RefSeq and is a predicted model, not a curated record. Lineage: Eukaryota; Metazoa; Arthropoda; Malacostraca; Decapoda; Varunidae. Bases 255 to 794 code for a protein of 179 amino acids. Gene Ontology annotation, cellular component: cytoplasm. The transcript has 2 exons.
ACAUGUCCUUUCAUGGAUCUCAAUAACAUGCGCGAGAAGAUAAUUAUAUGCAUCCUUAUGUUCACAUUACUGUUGCAGAUUCGCGGCAAUAUGAUGCUGAAGUUUCCGCGGGAGACGAUGGCGGCCGCAGUUUUCUUAAUAUCAAGCGACAAUGUCAGGAAACAGGGGGAGUGAGGCGCGUGAAGUCGUCAGAGUUCAACAGCAGGUGCCACCCAGGUCUUGGGUGCCACCAGCUCUAGACUCGGGGGGGUGCAAUGUCAACUCCAGGCUACCUAAAUCCGCCAAUGCCAAACCGAGGUGACGUGUUGAAUCGGCGCCCUUAUGAUAGCACGAGAGCCCCGAUGGCCUGCCCCCAACGCAGCAUCUACCGCUUCCUUGGCGUGGCCGAGGACGCGCCCUUCGCCGAGGUGAAGAAGGCCUACCACAAGGCGGCCCUGCGGCUUCACCCCGACAAAAACCCGGACAAUAUUAAGGCUGCCACCAAGCAGUUCCAGGCACUACAGUCUGCCUUCAGGGUGCUGAAGGAGCGGGAGGGGCCUGCCGCGGAAGAAGGGGGGUUGCGGGAAGCCUGGGUGCACCAAGUGCUUCAGGAGGAAAGCUCAGCGGGCCGAGGGCGGGCAGGAGGCCCCUCGGAAAGAGAAGAAGUCGUCGAAGAAAGGGGGCUGCGGGAGGCCCGGAUGCACCAAGUGUUUCGGAAAGGAAGGGGGUCAGAGCGAGGCCCCGCCGAGAGAGACAAAGAAGCAAAAGAAGGAGCCCAAGAAGCGCCCCAAGGGGAGCGCGGAGACAGAAUUUGAGCGGGAAAAGCGGCGAGCCGAUCGGAAGUACUGGAGACAUCGCCGGCGCAAGGAGAGGGAGGAGGAGGAGGAGCGUCGCUGGCUGGAGGAGGAGGAGGAGAG